Molecule: messenger RNA, 1257 nt
Organism: Morchella importuna
Lineage: Eukaryota; Fungi; Ascomycota; Pezizomycetes; Pezizales; Morchellaceae
Exons: 9
Coding region: 1-1257 (418 amino acids)
Biological process (GO): proteolysis
Molecular function (GO): cysteine-type endopeptidase activity
Source: RefSeq, a predicted model, not a curated record
AUGUCUGGUCAUUACCCCGGCAAUUAUGGUCAACAAUCAGGGUACCCAGGGCAGCAAUAUUCAUACCCACCUGGACAACAACCACAAUACAGUAACUACCCUGCAGGAUCGCCUCAACCUCCUCCCCAGGGAUAUUACCCACCGCAAGCUUCACAACAAUACCCUUACAAUAGUGCACCGCCGCAUCAGCCUCAGCAACAAUGGGCCGGACAUGGUUACCCUCAGCAACCUGCUAUGCCUGUUGGAAAUAAUGUUUAUCAGCAGCAUCACAUGGGCGCAGGAGCACCGCCAGCACCACCUUCUGGGCAACAAUCCUUUGGAGUGCCUGGAGCGUCGCAAAUUGGGUACGAGUAUGGCCCGUGUACGGGGAAGCGCAAGGCGCUCUUGAUCGGUAUCAAUUACUUUGGUCAGAGAGGACAGUUGAGAGGGUGCAUCAAUGAUGUCAAGAACAUGUCGACUUUCUUGCAUCAAAGGUUCCAGUACAAGCGUGAAGAUAUGGUUAUUUUGACGGAUGAUCAACAAAGUCCUAGGAGUCAACCGACAAAGCAGAAUAUUAUUCAAGCUAUGCAUUGGCUAGUCAAAGAUGCACAACCAACUGACUCACUAUUUUUCCAUUACUCUGGCCAUGGUGGGCAGACCAAAGAUCACGACGGUGAUGAGGGUGAUGGAUAUGAUGAAACCAUCUAUCCAGUAGACUUCCGUUUCAAUGGUCAUAUUGUUGACGACGAGAUGCACAGAAUAAUGGUUGCGCCGCUCAAACCUGGUGUCCGCCUGACGGCAAUCUUUGACUCUUGUCACUCAGGAUCUGCGUUAGACCUUCCUUACCUGUACUCCACUCGCGGUGUUGAGAAGGAGCCCAACCUUGCGAAAGAAGCAGCGACUGGUCUUUUCGAUGCCCUGCAAGCAUAUUCAAGAGGUGAUCUUAGCGGUGUUGCUUCUUCAGCUCUUGGUAUUUUCAAGAGAGCUACAAGUGGUAGGGGUGCCGAAGAGAGGGCAAAAAGAACAAAGACAUCACCUGCAGAUGUCAUUCAAUGGUCCGGAUCCAAGGAUAGCCAAACUUCUGCGGAUGCUACUGAGGCUGGGGAGGCUACUGGUGCUAUGAGCUACGCAUUUAUUCGGGCUCUAAGCAAGAACCCUCAACAAUCUUACCAGCAAUUAUUGACCAGUAUCAGAGAAGAGCUCGCCGGGAAAUACGCUCAAAAGCCGCAGCUCAGCUGCAGUCACCCACUAGAUACGAGGCUUCUCUACGUUAUGUAG